GCAACGACCUAUCAAUUUGAGUUUCUCUUUCUAUUGAAAUCUAUUAAAUAUAGUACCUACUUAUAAUCACAGUUUAGUGAUAUCAUUAGUCUAUUAUUUUGACAUAAGUUUGUUUAUUUACUUACCCUUUAGUUUUUACACAGUAUUUUUGCAAGUAUAUUUUAUUAUUUUUAAGCAUUUAACUUUCAAAGUAAUCGAAAAUGGCAAAGAAAGAAGAACCAAAAAUUCAGCCAAACAAUGAAUUGGAAAAGAAAAUUAUUGAGUCCUUCGAAGUGUUUGACCAUUCAGGGAAACAAGUUGUUGAUGUUAGAGAAAUUGGAACAAUAUUACGCUCUUUAGGGUGUUGUCCUACAGAGGCAGAAAUUCAGGAAGUGAUUCUAGCGACUGAGAAUAAGGAAGCUACGGGAAACGUUCCACUCAUUAACUUUUUACCUUACAUGUGUAAAGUUAUGAUUGAACAUAGAUUUUAUCCUGCAAGUGCCGAAAUGUUGCUUGCCGCUUUUCGUUAUUUCGACAAGGAGGGUCGUGGAUAUCUUACAAAGGAAAAAUUUGCGCAACUCAUGCUUGAAGAGGGAGAACCUUUUACUCAGGAAGAAUUCGACGAAAUGAUGCAAACAGCUCUGGAUCCAGUCACAGACACGAUUACCUACGAGUAUUACAUCAAUCAAUUAAUGGUGGCGCCUAAAGACGUGUAUAAUAUAGCUGACGAAAUACAAGAAGAGAUGAGAAGAUUAGAAGCGGCGGCACCUAAAAAGCGUAGAGCCUCGUCUCUCUUGAGAGCUGCUAAGAAUUGAGCUUCAAGUUUCAUAAAAUGUUACACCACCCUUGAAUUUUAUUUGAGCCAUUACAAUGUAUUUAGCUUAUGCAUUACUUAUCAUAUUGUUCAUUAACAUUUUAGAACCACUACUAUGUAUCUACUCUUCCAGUGGCGAAUUUACAAGUUUGCCGCCAGUAGGCUGUUCAAUUUUUGCCGCUCCUGCUAGUCCUCUAAAAUUUGGUAACAAAUAAAAUUACAACUUUGAAAUUUGUGCUCUAUCGUCGUAAUUACAUUAUUUUCUCGUUAAUUUUCUGUAAACAAAAAAUUUGGGCAAAACUUUGGGCCUACUCAGCCUGCUGGUAAAUCCGCCACUGUACCUACUCUUCUUAUUAACAGCGACUACUACUGGGGCCAUCGAUGUAUGUGACUGGAGUACAACUUGUUUUUCUUUUUUGUGCCAAUAGCUCCAUGUGGGACCACUACGGCGUCAGCGGGGGGUUUGGGCGAGCGUAGAAGCAUCACCUGAUGAGACCCGAAGGCUGAAAUAAAGAUAGAGGAUGAAACGACUCUAAGGGCGUCUCCUAUGAGACUCGGACCUCGGCUUAGAGGGCCAUUCGGGAGGGUGUAACCGUGACCUGAGUGAAUCAGUCCAGACGCCCCCGAGAUCGUGAGUUAGAAAACACAUGUCCGGGUGACGUUAGAUAUCGGGGACCUCGUCUUCGCCGGCGAAGACGCUGUGUUGCUUGUGAUUGUGUUGCCCGGGAACCAUUGUCGGUUGUCAUGUCAUCGUCUGGAUCGUAAAGGACGUUUUUGAGACGCCUCUGCUUGAAAUUAGCUGGGAGUGUAGUUGCAGGCCUCAACCACUAGUUGGUUGGGAUGGAUGGCAGUCGAAAUAGUUUCGAGAGAGCUGUUUAUUUAAGGAACAACUUGUACCCACUCUUUCUAUGGGGGCACACCAAUUGUGAACUUACACACACACAUAGACACAAAACAAGUGUCACUUUGUUUAUUGUUUGUGUUGAAGUGCCCUAUAUUGCAGAUUAUGAAGAGUUCAUGAGGCUAAAUCUAUGGUGGGGUUAAAUCUAUACCUAUAAUUUUAGAAAACCAUUGGAAACGUACCUAUUGUUGAAUUCUGUAGAAAAACAUAGUGUACAUAGUGCAUAAUAAGUUAUCACAAAUAUCUAAUAAAU
This is a messenger RNA of Bicyclus anynana (squinting bush brown), 1947 nucleotides long. RefSeq names its product dynein regulatory complex protein 8. Gene Ontology annotation, molecular function: calcium ion binding. Lineage: Eukaryota; Metazoa; Arthropoda; Insecta; Lepidoptera; Nymphalidae. The coding region runs from base 201 to 794 and encodes 197 amino acids. The transcript is spliced from 6 exons. The record is from RefSeq and is a predicted model, not a curated record.